Molecule: messenger RNA, 3201 nt
Organism: Candoia aspera
Lineage: Eukaryota; Metazoa; Chordata; Lepidosauria; Squamata; Candoiidae
Gene: HOXA3
Product: homeobox A3
Exons: 5
Coding region: 1290-2549 (419 amino acids)
Biological process (GO): regulation of transcription by RNA polymerase II; embryonic skeletal system morphogenesis; anterior/posterior pattern specification
Cellular component (GO): nucleus
Molecular function (GO): DNA-binding transcription factor activity, RNA polymerase II-specific; RNA polymerase II cis-regulatory region sequence-specific DNA binding
Source: RefSeq, a predicted model, not a curated record
CUGGAGACGUUUGGUCUGGAGACUAAAGUUGGAGAAGAAACUGAGCCCAACAGCCCACGUAAAACUGGAACAAAGCCCCUGGGUUGCUUUCUGGCUUGAAUGUUGUACUGUAUAACAAACCCAAAGCUGAUUCCUUUUUCUGGGGUGGGAAGAUACCCCACUGUCAACUUUUUCUCUUAACAAACAAACAAACAAACAAGCACUUUGCUUUCCUCAACUUCAUUUCUCUCCCAAGAAUCCGCUUUAGCUUUCUGGAGGUUUAUCCCUGAAACCAAGGAAAGCCAACCUACUGGACAAUCAUAGAGACAUUCCCCAGACUUUUAGACCCAUGAAUUACACCUUCCUUUUCUUUGUGCAAUCCUAACAGAUGUUGGGGAAAGAUUGUCUUAGAUCAAAUCAAAUAAAUAUGUAUUUCUUCGUUUGGCUUUGCUACAGUUAAUUUUGCUAGAAAUAUAACACUACUUACCCAACCCAGGGCUUCAAUGGUUAAUGCUUCUGAGUUCCUAAGAGUAACUAAAGAUCUGUAGGUUUACAGACGAGGUACAUUGAGAUCUUCCCUUAAAAGUUAUAAAGCAGUAAACUUUAUAAGCCCAAGUUCCGGCUAUAUGACAUUUGGAUGCCAAAUGAAUAGGGUUUUGUCUAUGAAUUAGAUCGUAAAAUCAUCCAUAGCACAGACAGAUAGGCUCACUGGCUAUAAAAAGUCACGUGGUGCCAUUAAAGUAAGUUUUAUGGUUCUGGGGAGUUGUCAUCCAACAUUAUAUACCACAUAACAUAUAAUCACACUGAUGCUGGACUUCAUUUGACUCUCUUACAGGCUACGUGUCCCUCCUGGUCAUUCAAAUUGUCAGGGUUUAGGUACAGAAGUAUCUCUCCCCAAGUUCUCACAUACUCAGUGAAAAAAAGCUCUUAAGCAAUUCUGAAAGGCAUUCUCUUGGAAAAGGUCUGCGAAGACACGAAGGAUUUUCUUGGGGAAAAUGUGUUCAUGUAUAAAAGACACAGUCGCUUGGCUGUGCCCCGAAAGUGUAUACUUUCUGGGUGGAGUAUCGAACACGGGCGGAAAAAUACAUAUGGCCGAUUGUCAUCGUUCAAGCACUCUGGGACACCGGAAAAAACGACAUAAAGGAAUAUACAAUCUGGAAACAAUUCUGUCCCAUGGUUGGAAGCACGAGGAGGUCUACCAGGAGAGGCCAUUGGAGGAGAAACGUCACGUGACAGAGGGGUGCCAAUGUUAUUCUUUAAGGGUGUCAAGACCCUGUCAGUUUGUGAAAUAAAUAUUGGGAAACAACGAAAUGCAAAAAGCGACCUACUACGACAGCUCUGCGAUCUAUGGCGGCUAUCCCUACCAAGGAGCAAAUGGUUUCGCUUACAAUGCUAGUCAGCAGCAAUAUCCUCCACCUUCUGCUUCAGCGCUGGUGGAAACUGAGUACCAUCGACCUGCAUGCUCUUUGCAGUCCCCCGGCGGCGGCGCCAACAGCACCGUGUCCCACCACAAGGCCAAUGAAAUCAGCGAAAUCAGCGAGAGUUGUAUGAGGACCAUCACCGGCCAGUCUCUCCCGCCCCCAGUCCUUGCAGAGCAGCCCCAGCAACAGCCUCUGACCCAACAGGCACCCCCACCGCGCCCUCCUCCACCCCCCUCUGUAUCACCACCUCAAAAUGCCACCACCAACCCAACCCCGGCCAACGCCACCAAGAGCUCCAUCUUGAACUCGCCCACCAUGUCCAAACAAAUCUUUCCCUGGAUGAAAGAGUCACGGCAAAACACCAAGCAGAAAAACAGCGGCUCCAGCUCAGGUGAGAGUUGUGCUGGUGAUAAAAGCCCCCCAGGGCAAGCUUCUUCUAAAAGAGCUCGCACGGCUUACACCAGUGCCCAGCUGGUAGAACUGGAAAAGGAGUUCCACUUCAAUAGAUACCUUUGCAGGCCACGAAGGGUAGAGAUGGCUAACCUGCUAAAUCUCACAGAAAGACAGAUCAAAAUAUGGUUUCAGAAUCGCAGGAUGAAAUACAAAAAGGAUCAGAAGGGCAAAGGCAUGAUGACCUCUUCUGGAGGACAGUCCCCCAGCAGGAGUCCUGUCCCUCCAGCUGCUGGAGGCUACCUGAAUUCUAUGCAUUCCCUCGUCAACAGUGUUCCAUAUGAACCCCAAUCACCACCAUCUUUCAACAAGACUCAUCCGAAUACCUACGGCAUCCCUACGCCAUAUCCGGCUCCUCUCAAUAACUGCCCGCCUCCUCAAAAGAGAUACACCGGAACUGCAGCAGUGACGCCUGAAUAUGACCCCCAUCCUCUUCAAGGCAAUGGUUAUGGCAAUCCACAUAUACAGGGAAGCCCCGUUUAUGUUGGGGGCAAUUAUGUGGAUACCAUGGGGAAUUCGGGACCAUCCAUCUUUGGUCUAACUCACCUCCCUUCCUCUGCCAACAUGGACUAUGGUGGGGCGAUGGGCAACAAUCAUCACCAUGGACCUUGUGAUCCCCACCCCACAUACACAGAUCUUACUUCUCACCAUCCUUCUCAGGGAAGAAUUCAGGAAGCGCCCAAACUGACCCAUCUGUAAUAUACCAUUGGUUAUACAGUGAAUCUUAAAAGCUUCCCAACUUUUUUUUAAGAAAUGGGGAAAAAAACCAACUUUUAAAUCCUCCCCCCCACCCAACACACACCGUUUUAUUUGCUUCUGGGUUUUGUUCUGAUGUGUUUCCUUUUGGUAAAAUGCGUUUUCCAGUUUAUGUGACGUAGCAAUAUUUGUUGCUUGAAUUGCUCUCUAGUUUCAAUAGUGAUAUUUAUCUCCUUGAACUCUUGCCUUGUGAUCUCGCUUUGAGAGUAUGCAUAGGCUUUAUACUCUUGACUUCGACUCUUUUAUCAAAACAGGGUAUUAUGAACAAAUUUUCUACACAGACAGUUCUUAAAUGUGAAUUUGUUCGUAUGGAAUCAGUCCCACCUGGGAAACAUUUUUUAUUUUAAUUGCACUUCUUUUAGAUAACAAGAAAAAAAAGGCGCUUGAACAGGGGCUCCCUGAGCAAAAUGAUUAAUACGUGUAUGUCUUUCAACGUGUGUAUGCUGGUGAACUUUCAGAUUUAUUUAUAUUUUUUUGCAAACUUUGAAUAAUCUAAGUGUUUAAAUUUUUUAUUUAUCCCCAUCUGUUCAUAUUUAUAUAUAUAAAGAUAUUAAAAAAAUAAACUUCUGUACCCUGAGUAUUCAGGAGAUAUUUA